AUGUCCUCAACGUGCAAGCAGUGUGGCAUUAAGUGGUUUAGCCAAGCAGGAUACCUUAGGAAACACAAAAGAGUUCACAGUGGGGAGAAGCCUUAUGAAUGUAAACAGUGUGGGAAAUGUUUUCGUGGUGCAGGAGACCUAAGGAAACAUGGAAGAGUACACACCGGAGAGAAGCCUUAUGAAUGUAAACAAUGUGGCAAGUGUUUUAGCUUAGCACAACACUUAAGGAGUCAUGAAAGGAUUCACACUGGAGAGAAGCCUUAUGAAUGCAAACAGUGUGGCAAGUGUUUUGGCCAAGCAGGAAACCUAAAAAUUCAUGAAAGAGUUCACAGUGGGGAAAAACCAUAUGAAUGUAAACAGUGUGGUAUGUGUUGUCGCACAUCGGGAGACCUAAAGUCUCAUGAAAGGAUUCACACUGGAGAGAAGCCUUAUGAAUGUAAACGGUGUGGCAAGUAUUUUAGCCAUUCAGGAGCCUUAAGGAGUCAUGCAAGAGUUCACACUGGGGAGAGGCCAUAUGAAUGUAAACAGUGUGGUAUGUGUUUUGGCCAAAUAGGACACCUAAGGAAUCAUGAAAGAGUUCACACUGGGGUGAAGCCUUAUGAAUGUAAACAGUGUGGGAAAAGUUUUGGCCAAGCGGUAACCCUAAGGAGGCAUGAAAGAGUUCACACCAGAGAGAAGCCUUAUGAAUGCAAACGGUGUGGGAAAAGUUUUGGCCAAGCGGUAACCCUAAGGAGGCAUGAAAGAGUUCACACCAGAGAGAAGCCUUAUGAAUGCAAACGGUGUGGCAAGUGUUUUGGCCAAGCAGGAUACCUAAAAAUUCAUGCAAGAGUUCACACUGGAGAGAAGCCUUAUGAAUGUCAAGAGUGUGCUAAGUGUUUUAGCACCUCAGUAGGUCUUAGGAGUCAUGAAAAAUUACACACUGGGGAGAGACCUUAUGAAUGUAAACAUUGUGGCAAGUGUUUCAGUCAGUCAAGUUCCCUAAGGGUUCAUGAAAGAGUGCACACGGGAGAGAAGCCAUAUGAGUGUAAACACUGUGGCAAGUGUUAUAGGCGAACAGGACACCUAAGGAUUCAUGAAAGAAUUCACACUGGAGAAAACCCAUAUGAAUGUAAACAGUGUGGCAAGUGUUUUAAUCAAAAAGGAAAUCUUAGGAAACAUGAAGAACUCCACACGAAAGCAAAGUCUCGUAAUCGGCACAGAAAGGAGUGUCCUUCUAAAAGUUUUCGUUGUAAGCGUAAGCAAGCAGGAACUGAAAGACUGGAUAUUAGGACAAACAACUCACUGACCCAGAGCGAGACUGGAUGCAGUGGUAUGGUAGUCCCUCAAUUAGCCAUCACUGGGAAACACAGCUGUUGGAUUUGUCUAGAGGAGAUGGGAAGUGAGGAUCUUCUUCAUCGGCACUAUGAAAAUCAUAUGAGACGUGUACAUGAAGAUGGCUUGUAA
Porites evermanni is the source of this 1443-nucleotide messenger RNA. Lineage: Eukaryota; Metazoa; Cnidaria; Anthozoa; Scleractinia; Poritidae. The record is from the annotation of a GenBank genome assembly.